CUUCAAAUAAUUGAGAAAGAAUAUAUUUUACAAUUAUUAAAGCUUCAAAUAAUUGAGAAAGAAUAUAUUUUACAAUUAUUAAAGCUUCAAAUAAUUGAGAAAGAAUAUUUUUUACAAUUAUUAAAGCAGGAAGGUCUACAAAUAGCAUAG
Racocetra persica is the source of this 150-nucleotide messenger RNA. NCBI's taxonomy places the organism in Eukaryota, Fungi, Glomeromycota, Glomeromycetes, Diversisporales, Gigasporaceae. The record is from the annotation of a GenBank genome assembly.